Molecule: messenger RNA, 4464 nt
Organism: Dendronephthya gigantea
Lineage: Eukaryota; Metazoa; Cnidaria; Anthozoa; Malacalcyonacea; Nephtheidae
Product: interferon-induced very large GTPase 1-like
Exons: 1
Coding region: 1-4464 (1487 amino acids)
Molecular function (GO): GTP binding
Source: RefSeq, a predicted model, not a curated record
AUGGAUGCAAUGCUUGAGGUUUUUCAUUCUUCCGAUGAGUAUUUACGAGAAUACCUUGCGAUUAAAUUGGCAGCCUGCCAAUUAAGCGUUCCAUUUCUUUUGCCUGACCCUACAGCGCCUUCUCAAAACGUUACAAUUCUGCUCUCAGCUUUGAAAGGCAUAACCAAAACUUGGAAGGAUAGUAACCAAAAGAAUGAAAACGCGUUUGCAACGGAAUAUCCUUUUCCCGUGGUUUCUUUCCUACGUAUUGGCCAAACUAUGUCGAAGUCAUCCUUGAUGAACAAAGUGAUGAGUGAUGCUAUUGGUUAUCAUGACUACUUUUUCCAGAGAGGUAUGAAAGGUGGCCACUACAAGAGGAAAACCGUCGAUGGAUUAGUUGAAUUGAGCUGGUUUCUUCCCGCAGCAAAAAAGAUUGAGCAAACAUUGAAGAAUGAGAUUUGUUUUGCAAAUUUGCGAGGAGACGUUAGAUAUUUUAAAAAGCAGUUCAAUAUCCUGUUGAAGUUUUCAUAUGUGCUAUGUCUACUGCUACCUUCCGGAGAUCCCGAAAUGACUGUGACCGAAGUCAUGAAUGAAGCCGUGAAAUCUGAAGCAAAAAUCAUUCUCAUCUUCAAAGAACCAUGUACAAGUGAUUAUUUCAAUGACUUAGAAAGAAAAUAUCCUGGUACCUUUUCCUUCAUAACGAAAUCUGACAAAGAAAAUAAAUUCGAGUUUUUGCAAAGUAUACGAGAAUGUAUUCAACAGAGUUUGCACCAAGUCAAAGGAACGCCACUUGCGGAACUUGCAAACAUUGCUGGUAAAUUUGGCAUUUUCGUUGACGGCAAUCACCAGCACAGAGAAGUUGAUGCGAUCGUUGACUCUUGGCUACACCAGGGGAUCAAAGAGGCAAAAGAUCUUCUAGCACUACAAAAGUACGUUCCAGCGUUGGCAGUUUUAGAACGGGAAAAGUAUUCCCCAAAGCUUCGCGCGAGCAAGUCUAAAAGCGACCACACAAGAGAGGAAAUCAUGAAUGAAAUAUAUGAAGAUAUAGAAGCUGAAAAAGGAGCUCAAAGAGAAUCUUUUAAGAAGCUAGACGAAAAAAUUGUUAAAUUUCUCAAUAGUUUAACGAAAAUGGAUCAAACAGAGCGAAAUCGCGUCUUGAGUGGCUUUAAACACCAAUUAGACAAGAUGUCACUAGCGGAUAUGGCAAAAUUACAUCAAGAGCAUCAUGUUUCGCGUCAGAAAGAGAAAACGAAGACACUUCAAAUGUCAGAUGCCCAAUCACCCAAUCAGGAUGAUUUGAAAAAUAUCGAGGCACAACUAUCAGAAUUUUCAUUUGGCUUAGAACACAUCAUUAGAGAAAUUGCGCAGUUACACCAACUUGGAAUUAGCGAUUAUGACUAUGCAGGUGCUGCAGCAGAAAUGUUGCUUUCAGGACAACCUAUCGAGUUACUAGAUGGCGACUCGUCGUACGUUCCACUGUCGUGGUUUAACGCUGUUUAUACUAAAUUACAACGUAAAACAAACAACGCGAAAUUAUUUGUCAUUUCCGUUUUAGGAAUUCAAAGUUCAGGUAAGUCAACCCUAUUGAACACAAUGUUUGGAUUAGAAUUUCCUGUCAGUGCUGGUAGAUGUACACGCAGCGCUUUUGCUAGUCUAUUACCUCUUAGUGACUCACUGAAGUCCGCUUCAAAGUUUUCUUAUGUAUUGAUCAUCGAUACUGAAGGCCUAAGAGGAUCCGCAGAUCCUCAAUUGCGCGAGCACGACAAUGAAUUGGCAACUUUUACAAUUGGCGUUUCAGAUUUAACCAUAGUAAAUAUCUUAGGUGCGAAUCAUAAUGAAAUGAAAGAAUUCUUGGAGAUAGCCGUACAUGCAUUUUUGAAGAUGAAACUUGUCAAUGAGAAGAAAACAUGUAAAAUUGUUCAUCAGAAUGUUGUAGCCACCGAUGCGACUGAUCAAUUGAUUGUUGAACGCUCUAACCUGAAAAAAGAUCUUGAUGAAAUGACGAAGCUUGCUGCCAGGGAAGAAAAUUGUGACCACAAAUUUCGCAAGCUAAAUGAUAUUAUUUCAUUUAAUGAAAGCGAAGAUGUAUUCUACAUUCCAGGUCUUUUAACAGGUAGUCCACCAAUGGCUCCAGUCAACCCGGAAUAUGGCAGAGCUGUUCAAGAAGUUAAAGAAAACAUCGUAUCGUUGAUGUGUUCGAAAGAAAUAUUUCGAUAUUCCAUUUCUCACUUUCGCGACAGGGUGUGCACCCUAUGGAGAGCAAUGUUGAAGGAGGACUUUAUCUUUACCUUCCGUAAUACGAUCGAAGUAAGAGCCUAUACCUCGUUAGACCGGAAAUAUUUUCAGGAGUCAGUGAAUGUGAUGGUGAUUGGAAUGAAACAACUGGAAAAUAGGAUAGAAGUAGCUCUAAAAAGAUGUACGACCAAUGAAGAACUUACAAAUAAAUGGCUCAAACUGGAAAAAGGUAUUAAUCGUGAAGCAGGAAACUUUGCGGCUAAAAUGAAAAAAGAAAUGAAAAAUUUCAUUGAAACCAGUGAAGAUAACGCAAUUCUCGAACAGUGGAGAGAAGUCAUCAUGAAUAAAAUAGAGCAGGAAAAGGAUAUUCAAGUGAUGGAAGUUAGUAAAGAUUGCAAAGCAACAUUUGAUCAUGUGCGGAAUCUACAAGAUGUCAAGGAAAAGCAAAAGAUUUACGAAAGUGAACUUAUUAACAAAGCAAGAGAAUUUAUAACUUCAGCCAAAAAUACGGAGGAUAUCGAAAAAUGUAAAGAAGCAUUUGAUCAAGAAUGGCAGAAGUGGAUUCAAUGCGUUCCACCUUUCCAGGAAAAUAAAAUUCAUGUCGAGCACGAAAUGAAGAAUGUUCUCCGUGAGACCGACGCUCACCUGAAAACUGAAAUGUCUGAAAAAUUAGACGACCUGAAAGGCUUGUCUCUAUCAAAUUUUGAAAAAGAAGCUCCCAAGAUUUAUGUCGAACAAAUUGGAAAACAGGAGAAAAAGAUUCCGUCAGCCAGAAUAAUUCGGAAUAAAGCAAUCAAAGAGGCACUUAGUUUUGCUAAUACUGCAUCACGAUCAGGAAAUAAAUGUACACUAAAUGAUUUCACACAAUUGUACCACAAUGUUACUUCCAUCAUUGAGAAAGAGUCCAAGAAUUAUUCCAUUAAAUUUUCUAAUGAUUUGAAGUGUAAUAUAUUGCUCCACGUAUUUGGGCUAACCUAUAAAAUAUUUGAAGAAAUGCAAGAAAGUUAUCUACACGAAAGAAAUAUUAGAGAAAACCUAGAAAAAACCCUGCGACCAAGCUUAGAAUCACGUUUUCUAAAUCUUUGCGAGACGAUGGAAAAAGGAGUGCUGGCUGCUACUUCAUUCGUUGAUAUACUUAAAGCUCCAAUUAAGUCACACCUAAACCAGUGGAUGGGUCAGGCAGUGGCAAAACAAAUAAUAGAAGAUAGCGUGCUCACGAAUGAGGAUCAAUCUAAUGCUGAAAUAGUGCGAGAGACCAUGUUCAAAAGUGAAAAACAAUCUAAUGAUGAGGUGAAACAUCAAAAUGAUAUGUUCAUGAGUAAAGGUCAAUUUCACGCCAGCGUUCUUAUUGAACUUGGAGAGGAGGGAAAGUUUGAACGGUAUAUUCCUUACCUUGAAAAUCCAACAGAAUUUCUUAAGGAGACAUUAACAUCAACAAUUAAAGACUACUGUCUAAAUGGAGGAAACGCCUUUGUCAAUCUUCUUCUCAAAAAAGCGGUGGAAGAUAUUAAAUGUAAUGUGUCCAGUGCUAUUUCAUUUGCCGACGAGGAAACAAAUACUAAAGACAAGAACCUGACAGUUUGGAUUCAGAAAUUUGUGGAAAAAUGUUCUUCCCUACCAAUCACGAAAGACAUGUUUGCAGUGGUUACAAUUUAUGACGACCCGGAGUAUGUUGACCUAUUCAAGAGCAGUAUCGACGAAAAAGCAAAACUUUUGUUUGAAGGCCUGAGCACGGACGGUGUGAAUGAGGAAAUUUUUCAAAAUUGGAAACCAUCCCCGGAUGAGUAUUUGUUAACGUCGAUGUUCGGCUGUGAGAAAUUCUGUCCAUUCUGUAAAGGGUUAUGUGAUCACACCGACAAAAAUCAUAUUGGUGAUCACUAUACAAGCAUUCAUCGUCCAAAAGGAAUUAGCGGUUACAACGACCACAAAACGAAAAUAUUGAGUCAUUCCAUCUGUCCAAACAGUGUCGCAAAUGCCGGAAUGAUAUUUUUCAACGUAGAUACCGAUUAUAAAUGGCAUAAUUACAAGGAUUAUCGGUCAGUCAAUGAAUAUUAUAAAUCCUGGAAUAUUCCCGAUGAUUCAUCGUUUGAAUCAUCCACAUAUUGGCAGUGGUUCAUGGCAACCUUUUCAAAAGAUUUGGCGGAUCAUUACAAAGUCAAGGAACCUGAAUUCCCUUCACACUGGAAAGGUCACACAUUCGAAAAAGUUAAGGAGGACCUGCAAAAGGAGUACAAAUUAGUUAAAAAUUGA